GUGCGCCCAUGAGGCCGAGAUAUUACUUUGGGAAUUGCAGUAGGCUACUGUACACUAGGGGCGGAUUUUGACCUCGCAACUCUCAAAACAUCACUAAUCUGCGGAUGACAUUCAGGCAUAGACCGCUACUGGAUUUAUUUCCCGAAAUGAAUUCCGUAUUUGAACCGAAAACGACAAAACAUCAAGGACAUUGUCAGGCUAGAAUAAGACAAGAGACAAUAAGUAUUCGGGUAUGACGUUUAAAAUGCGGGUUGGCAUUGUAUCACUGCACUAGCGUUGCAAUUUAUUACUGCAUUUGACCACAGAUUCCAUCCAUCCGUACUGCCUGACAUUAUCCACGAGCGUGUCUGGGUAGUCUAUUGCAGUCAUUUUUGCUUAUAGGAUUUUUAGGGGGCAACACUUGUGGGAAUCUAAUGUUGACAACUAAGCUGCUUUGGGAGAUCUAUUAUAUCGGCCAAAUAUUAUCGACGCGAUACGACUUGGUCUCAUUGUCAUUCAAUGUCCAAUAGUGCUAUUGCAAAGCUUCCCUAUGGAUGAGCCUGGGAAGGACUUCAAUGGAUCUCUUUGGAAGUGCGAGGCAGGGAUGUAAUGGAUUGGUCCCAUGGCCUGCUAGGUCCCGCUUCCCAGUAUGUCCAGCUGCAGCAAGCCUCCCCCACUCUCUGGAGAAGGGGCAGGCUCUAACUCUAUGGCAUGGGUCAAGCUCUUCAAAAAGCCUGGAGGUGUUGGUGGUGGUGGGGGUCUGGGGAAGUCCUAUCAGCCUGGGAGCAUGUUGUCUCUGGCUCUCACCAAAGGCCUGCUGAACGAACCAGGACAGAAUAGCUGCUUCCUCAACAGUGCCGUACAGGUGCUAUGGCAGUUGGACAUUUUCAGGAGGAGUUUGAGACAGCUUCCUGGUCAUUUUUGUCUAGGGGAUGCCUGCAUUUUCUGCGCUUUAAAGAGUAUUUUCAGCCAGUUCCAGCAGAGCCGAGAGCGAGCGUUGCCUUCGGAUAGCCUGCGCCACGCCCUCGCUGAAACCUUUAAGGACGAGCAGCGCUUCCAACUAGGCCACAUGGACGACGCUGCAGAGUGCUUUGAGAACAUUCUGGAGAGGAUUCACCUGCACAUAGUUUCUGACACAGCGACUGAGGCCUGUACAUCCAAGUCCUGCAUUACCCACCAGAAGUUUGCCAUGACACUUUAUGAACAGUUUGUAUGUCGUAGCUGUGGCGCCUCCUCGGACCCCCUUCCUUUCACAGAGUUAGUGCAUUAUGUCUCCACCACAGCCCUAUGCCAACAGGUGGACCGCGUCCUAGGAAAGAACGACAGGCUCCGGUCGGACAUGUUUGGGGAAUUGCUGCAGACAGCAAACACCAUUGGUGACCUACGGAACUGUCCGAGCAACUGUGGCCAGAGCAUCAAGAUCCGUCGGGUUCUCAUGAACUGCCCAGAGAUUGUCACCAUUGGCUUUGUGUGGGACGCAGAGCAGUCUGACCUUACAGAGGAUGUGGUGAGGUCACUGGGUCCACAUCUCAACCUCUCGGGGCUGUUCAACCGGGUCACUGAUGAGAACGCCAAAAGGAGUGAAUUACAUCUCGUGGGAAUGAUCUGUUUCUCCAGCAAACAUUACUCUGCAUUCGCUUAUCACACCAAGUCCUCAAAAUGGGUCUUCUUUGAUGACGCCACCGUGAAAGAGAUCGGAUCCAAGUGGAAAGACGUGGCCUCUAAAUGCAUCCGGGGACAUUUCCAGCCACUGCUCCUGUUCUACACUAACCUGGAGGGGACCCCAGUCUCCAGCGAGGACGCGCCCAGACAAACAACCAUGUGUCCCCGCUUCAAGGCUCACGUCAACGGGGAAGUGCCAGCAGGGAUGAAGAAGCUGGAUGCCGUCCGGGAGAAUGCAGGCCCACUCCACUCCAACCAGCCCUAUAAGCAGAUGCUACCUCCACCCUCCACCUCAGGCUACAAAAGAGUGAAAGGCCCACCUGGUAGUCCCAACAAAUUCCGGGAUCCUUCCAAGGAGACUUCCCAGAGAGUUGUAGAAGGGAUAAAGAAGGAGGCCGAAAAAGGGCAUCGAAAACCAGAUCCACACAAAGAUAUGGCCUAUGCCAGAUCCCCUCCUGAGGGCGGGCGGAGGCAGCACGCCGACCAGAGGUUGCGAGGCGGCAGUAGCACCCGGGCUGACAAGUUGUCAUCCUCCCACCAGAGCAGAGCUUCCCAGGACCCACGCUCUCAAUCCGGUGCUCCUGGCAGACACAGUUGGAGACAGGAAACCUCCCCUACUCACCAUGAACAGGACAGCAGCCAGGACGUGUGGGAGAAGGGUGGCGUGUCGGGAGCGGGCCACAACAAAGCCAAGCCCUCCUGGAGGCCCAUCCGGGAAGUUCUGAACGUGGACAGCGUCUUGAACGACCUUGAACGGCGGCAACAACAGCAGCAGCACGGCGGCGGCGGUAGCCCCCGGCUUGCUAAACCCUCCUGUCAGGAGAGGCCGCACGGCAGCGAACGGGACAACCAGGACUGGAAAAAAGAGAGGGAAAGGGAUAAAGACCGGGAACGAGAGCGUCUCAGGAUGAGGGAAGAGCGCAAGCAGCAGAAGUGCUUGAUGACGAUUUACGAGGACGAGCAGCGGCAGGAGACAGAGAGCCACAGCUCCCUCGAAUCGGAGGGCAGGGCAAGUGGGCACGGCGAUUGGGCCGGUGGAGGAGUUGGGAGCAGCGGCGGUGGGAGGGCCAAGGGCGGGCCAAAGGCCCUGUUGCGCAGCGACACCUGGACCAUCCAGAGGACUGAGUCGGGAUACGAGAGCAGCGACCGGCUGAGCAGCGGCUCCACCAACCCUGACUCGCCCGGGGUGGACAGCUUUGCCGGGAAGGAGCAGCGGUUGACACCAGAGGUGCAGUCUCAGAGCAGAGGUCAGCUUCACCCAAACAGCUGCGAUUCAAAACCUGAUGCGGUACACUCCCCUUUGCAUCAAGGCAAACAUCAACUGACAACUCAGGGAAAGAACUGCGACCAUCAAGUUUCACAUCUCCUGAAAUGUAGUCCAAGUUCAAGACGAAAAUUUAGAUACAGCCCCGGCAGUUCUAAGAAAGGAGUUGGUCCAGAGAGGGACGCUGGCUCCUCAGACAACAGGAGCAGUCACAUAAUGGAAUCGCCAGAGAUGAGUAACAACAACAGAGGUGGUCACCAUGGUGACAGCCCCGCCCUGCGGCGCUUGGGUAAAACCAGCAGCUCGGAGUGGAACAGCUCCGACGACCUGGCUGGGAAUCUCUCGGAACCAGAGGACAGUGCCUACCGCUCCAGCAACAGCGAGCCCCUUCUGUCCGAGUCGCCCUGCCCCUGUCCCCCCCACCACCUGGCCUUCCACCAACCCCCCCAUAUUGAACUGGGAGAGCCCUCAUCUCAACAUCAGCCCGCCACGCCGCCACUGCCUCACCCCAAAGCCGCCCAGCGAGCCUCCCCUCACCAGGGGGAUGUUGGCCGCCACUGCUUCCGUCCCAGGCUACUCCAAGAGCCCUCCCAGACCAGCCCCCGGCCAAGCGUCCGGCCCACCCCGGCCUCACAUGCCCCCAGCCCCAACCGGAGGUCGGAAUCCAAUGGCCCUCUGCAGAGGCCCUCGUCGGGUGCCAGCUCCAAGUCGGGCUCGGACCCAGAGAGGAGUAACCCGUCGUCGGGCGAAAGCGAGGAGAGGCUCCCCAUCUGCAGGCCACCUGGAGCCGAGUCGGCGGCAGCCAAAGGGGUUUCCCUCACCACGUACUUCAGCGUGGACAAUUGCAUGACGGACACGUACAGACAAAAGUACCAUCACCAGCGACCCCUCCUACUCUCGGCUAUUGUGCCCCGAGCACCGACUGAGCCACGAGAACUCCCCAGCCACCACCUGCACCCCGCAAACUCACACUCCAUGCUUCACCCGCCCAAAACCCGGCCUGAUGCAGGCCAUAACAGCAAUAAGCCCACUGCUAAAUGGAACCCAGUUACAGCCAAAGGACUGGACGAGCGUGGCUAUUUGUGACAGUAUAACCUGGUCUGAUGUACAUUAAAAAUAAGCUAUUGAACUGGAUGCCAAAGAGUCUGCUGACUGGAAAAGUGUUGCUCCCAGAACUUUAGUUGAAAUCAGUAUCAAAUGCCAAAUCAUUGAUGCACUGUGGGUUACAGAAGUGCUUAUAUGUAUUUUGAAGUAAGAUACAGUUUGAUAGUCCACUGACAGAGAGAAAAAUGUUUCUGUAUGUUGAUAGAUGAGUUGGAAAUUGGAAAGGGCAGUCCAAGGCAUAAUACAGUAACAUUGACAUUGACCUCUGGGAUCAAGAGGUGUACCUUUUGGUUUAAGGUAAUGUGCAUCCCUUGUUGUGUGGCCAACACAAAUUCUAUUUCCGAAUAUAAGCGCCAAAUUCAGCAAUCUCAGUAUACAAACACUAACAUUGUGUUUGUAUACUUGUUAUCCUGCUGAAUAGACAACUGUAAUAAUGUUAGCCAACCUGCAUGAGGACUUAUAAAGAGGUAACAAUAGUGCUGUGUACAGUACGAGCAUGCGCAUGGCAUUUGUAUCCAACCGACAUCCAAAUUCCAAUUGGUUUAUGUUAUUGGGUCUACUUAAAUUAUAUCUUCACUUUUUUGACCUACCUACAUUUUUCCACGUACAGUACCAUGCAAGGACUUUAUAGGCCAGGAGAGACAUCAGAUUUAUUUCAGCCACUGCUAACUUGACCAACUUUAGCCACUGCUAACCAAAAAGUUAUGGGAAUGAUAGGGGAAAGCUCACUAUGUUCAGAAUUUGAAGCAAAAUCACCUCUAUGGAGCUUCAAUCAAUCAAUCAAAUAUUUUUUCUAAAGCCCUGUUUACAUCAGCAGAUGUCACAAAGUGUGUAUACAGAAACCCAGCCUAAAACCCAAAGAGCAAGCAAUGCAGAUGUAGAAGCACGGUGGCUAGGAAAUACUCCCUAGAAAAGCAGGAACCAAGGAAGAAACAUAGAGAGGAAUAUGAGGGGUGGCUGUCGUCUUCUGGCUGGGCCGGGUGGAGAUUAUAAGAGUACAUGGCCAUUAAGGCCAGAUCGUUCUUCAAGAUGUUCAAACGUUCAUAGAGGA
This is a messenger RNA of Coregonus clupeaformis (lake whitefish), 5060 nucleotides long. RefSeq names its product ubiquitin specific peptidase 53b (gene usp53b). Gene Ontology annotation, cellular component: cell-cell junction. Gene Ontology annotation, biological process: response to auditory stimulus; sensory perception of sound; protein deubiquitination. The transcript is spliced from 19 exons. The coding region runs from base 629 to 3991 and encodes 1120 amino acids. Gene Ontology annotation, molecular function: cysteine-type deubiquitinase activity. NCBI's taxonomy places the organism in Eukaryota, Metazoa, Chordata, Actinopteri, Salmoniformes, Salmonidae. The record is from RefSeq and is a predicted model, not a curated record.